Molecule: messenger RNA, 1802 nt
Organism: Microplitis demolitor
Lineage: Eukaryota; Metazoa; Arthropoda; Insecta; Hymenoptera; Braconidae
Product: heparan-alpha-glucosaminide N-acetyltransferase
Exons: 8
Coding region: 69-1724 (551 amino acids)
Source: RefSeq, a predicted model, not a curated record
CAUUUUAUAAAUAUUGUAGUUGAUAAAAAUAUUUUUUUAUUAUUAUUAAAAAAAAAAAAUAAAAUAAAAUGCAAGUAGACGAUUGCGGUCACGUCCUUGAACUAGACCAAGCAUGUAUUACUUUUAAUUUUGAUAGUGAUAGUAAUAAUAAUUAUUCGAUUUAUUCGCUCACUUCUGAUUGCAAUUCCUGCCCGUACACAAAAUUAAGUGACUUGGGAUCGAAAAACGAGAGUUUUGUGUUCAAUAGUCAGAAAUCUUGGAAUCUGCGUAUUUUCAAUGGGUCGGAAAAUUUUGAACCCCAGAAAUAUCGGGAUUCGGAUGAUACUCAAGGUCUAGUGUGCGAAUUGAAGCCGGAUUUUGGCGAAUUUGGAAUUUAUGAAGCAUUUGAUGACUGUCAUGUUGAAAUAAUUAAACAGCCCUCAAAUUUUUACACUCCCCUCGUCAUUAUAUUUGGCACAUUAAUAGUUCUAUUCACUCUAACCAUUCUCGUAAAAUCUAUAAUAAAAUACUACAAAUCAAAAAAACGAUCUGUCAUAAAUGAAGAUCCAAAACCACAAAAAAAACGUAUCCAGUCAAUCGACAGCUUCCGGGGAUUAAGCAUACUGAUGAUGAUUUUCGUAAACAAUGGCGCUGGGGGUUACGCCAUUUUGGAACACGCGACCUGGAACGGAUUAUUUAUAGGAGACUUGAUAUUCCCGUCUUUCAUUUGGAUCAUGGGAGUUUGUGUCCCGAUAUCUCUGACGUCUCUUCUCUCUCGCCAAGUCCCCAGACACAAAAUAAUAGCGAACAUUAUAAAAAGAAGCUGUUUGCUAUUCUUUAUUGGUGUCUGCCUAAAUUCACUGGGCACAGACGCAGACCUGAGUACGUUGAGAAUUUUUGGAGUUCUCCAGCGCUUUGGAAUCGCUUACUUAGUUGUCGGUUUAGUCUAUACAUUGAUGAGUCGUCGCCAUGACCUGGAAUUCCAACGGGGAAUAUUUAAAAAUUUAUGCGACUUUAUUUUACUGAUUCCCCAGUGGAUUUUUUAUAUCACGAUACUUGUUGUAUACUUGGUAAUUAUUUUUCAUUUGGACAUUCCAGGAUGCCCGAGAGGUUACUUAGGACCCGGGGGGCUGCAUGAAAACAGAAAAUACUUCAACUGUACCGGUGGAUCCACUGGAUACCUCGACAAACUAGUCUUAUCUAAACACCUCUACCAAUACCCAACCAUCGCCUCUGUUUACCAAUCCGGACCGUUCGACCCCGAAGGAUUGAUCGGGUGUCUUCCGACCAUUUUCCAAACUUUUCUGGGUGUCCAGGCUGGUAAAAUCCUUCGGGUCUACAAAGAUUGGCGAGCUAGGACCGUUAGAUGGAUGAUACUCGCUCUUAUCUACGCGGCCCUUGGCUCCAUUCUCCACUUCAAUGACAUCAUUCCAGUCAACAAAAAUCUAUGGUCAAUCUCAUUUGUGUUAGUGACUACAAGCUUCGCUUUGACCAUUUUUACGAUUUUUUAUUUAUUAAUCGACGUCGUCAAACUGUGGGACGGAUCACCUUUUCGUGUACCAGGUAUGAACGCACUUGUUAUGUACAUCGGUCAUCAAAUGUGCUACCAAAUUUUCCCAUUUCAUUGGAAAUAUGGAAACAUGAAUUACCACAGCUGGAAAACCAUAAGCGCUCUAUGGGAUGCUGCUAUCUGGACAGUCAUCGCCUAUAUUUUGCAUUAUAAAAAAAUAUAUAUAACCCUCUGAUCCAUUUCUCAAAAUUCAAUUUCCAAAAUUUUCCCUCCCAAAAAGGAAAUUCCUCAAAUAAAAAAUUCAAUUAAUCAU